Cynoglossus semilaevis (tongue sole) is the source of this 2455-nucleotide messenger RNA. RefSeq names its product origin recognition complex, subunit 3 (gene orc3). The record is from RefSeq and is a predicted model, not a curated record. Gene Ontology annotation, cellular component: nuclear origin of replication recognition complex; DNA replication preinitiation complex; nuclear pre-replicative complex. Gene Ontology annotation, biological process: DNA replication initiation; DNA replication. NCBI's taxonomy places the organism in Eukaryota, Metazoa, Chordata, Actinopteri, Pleuronectiformes, Cynoglossidae. The transcript has 20 exons. The coding region runs from base 165 to 2324 and encodes 719 amino acids. Gene Ontology annotation, molecular function: DNA replication origin binding.
ACAUCACUUCCGUAAACGUCAUAUUGGCGCGAAACGGCAGCGUCUUCAUCCGGCAAAACAUUCGUGUUUUUAUUUACUGAUGUAUUUAUCUUAGAAAGUAAAGACUGCGGCACAAUACAAAUAAAUAUUAUUACUUUGCACUUUUUAAUGUAACUAAAGCCGAGAUGUCGACUACAUCAGUGUCUAAGGGCUGCUUUGUUUUUAAGCCGAACGCUAAGAAGAAAAGGUCGCUCACCGCGGAGGACUACUUCACUGGCUGUUCUGGAAGAGCUGAAAAUAGUAAAGUUCGGUUCGGAAUCUGUCAGAAUUUGUGGGACAGAAUCAAAUCGGAAACAGAGGCUUUACAGGAUGAACUUAACAGAAACGUUUUGGACAGCUUGCUGGACUUGGCCAGGAAGUGCUCAUCCACUCAUCGCAGUAGUGACUGGGCAUCAAAGAUGAGAGCCAGUGAGAUUCCCACUGCAGCUCUGGUCCUUGGUGUGAACGUCCCAGAUCAUGACAUGACCUUCCAGAGUCUGUCUGAGCUGCUGCAGCAGUCCGUCACUCCUCAUGUGGCCUCUGUACAGGCCAACGAGUGUGCGACACUAAAGCACUUGAUGAAGAAGGUGCUAGAGAAGUUGACAGGUGCAGUUGUGGAUGAGGAGGACGACGACGAGGAGGAGACUGAGCAGAUGAGUGCACAGCUGCACAGGAGUGCACACUGCUCCUUCAGUACACUCUGUGAUUGGUACAACACGAAAACCAGGAAAUCCAGUAGUGGUACUCCUGGGAAAAAGCGCAGUUCUCCAUCCAAGGAUGAACCGCCACGGCCUCCUGUGGUGAUCAUUUUUAAGGACCUGGAGGCUUUUAAUCCAAAAGUUCUACAAAACUUUAUACUCAUCUGCAGUCUGUACAUUGAACGUCUUCCGCUGAUGUUCAUCUUUGGCAUCGCCACGUCUCCCAGCACCGUCCAGCACAUGCUGCCGCACUCUGUGUCCUCGCUGCUGUGCAUCGAGCUCUUCCAGUCCCUGUCCUGCACCCAGCACCUGGCCACAGUCAUUGACAAAUUGAUCCUGACACCACAAUUCCCUUUUAAACUCAAUGCUAAAGUGAUGCAGGUGCUGAUCAGCAUCUUCCUCUACCACGACUUCUCAGUGAGGAACUUCAUCAAAGGUGUUCAGUUGGCUCUGCUGGAGCACUUCCACUCUCGGCCGCUCAGUGUUCUGUGCUGUGAGAAGAAGGAGGCUGUGCAGAACCUGCUGCAGCUCAGUCACCAGGAUCUGGAGCGAGUCAGGCAGCUGCCGUCGUUUAAGAGAUAUGUGGAGGAGCUGGACCGACAGGAACAAGUCAGUCUGUCUUCAGAUGACGGUCAUUUGAAGGAUGUGUGUCUGAAGCUGAUUAAGAAACUUCACAAAUACCACAAAAACUACUACCCUGUCCUGAGGUGCCUCCACACUCUGACCUGCUCAUUACCCCGAUACCCUCUGGGAAAACAGAUCAGAGAGCUUCAUUUAAUAUGUCUGGAGAGCAAUGUGUGGGAGAGUGAGGAUUAUCAAUCUGCCCUGAAGCUUUUAAAGAUGCUGGCGAAAGACGAGCUGAUCUCACUGCUGCAGAAGUGUGCGGAGAUUCUUCAGGCUGUCAAGUCCAAGAAGAUGAAGAGGGCUUUUGUCCAGCUGGAGGAGCUGCUGGACAAAUUCAAGCAGUUGGAUACAGCUGCAGAGACCGUCUCCAGCGUGGAGGAGAUCGUCACCUCUCCAGUGAGGAAUCUUCAGAAGAAAACUGACCUGUUUCAGCUGCAGAAGACACUCCUUGAGAUGAAUGAGUCUCGGCGAUCAAAGAGACUGAGUCCAUUUGAAGUUCUACGAAAUGAAGCUCUGGAGUUCAUCGAAGGAUUAGUCAAGAAUCACCUUUUCCCUCCAGAGUCCCAGACACUGUAUGAAGUCUGCUACUACAGCUCCUCUGCCACAGUGAGGCGCCACCUCAACGCUACACCUCGAACCUCUGUUCAAGCUGCUCUCAGCAGUCCUUAUUAUUAUAUUCAGAAUGACAAGCUAAAGGCUGAGGAUGGGUCAGUGUCUAAUGCAGCUCCAGAUAUCUGCAUCGCCUACAAGCUGCACCUGGAAUGUGGCAGACUGAUCAACCUGUACGACUGGCUGGAGGCCUACUCCACAGUGGUUUCUGCUGCCGAGGGCAAGGAUCCAGACUCGGAGGAUUUCGGGAAAGUUGACGAAGUCAAACACGCCCGUUUCAUCCGAGCUGUCUCCGAGCUGGAAUUCCUGGGCUUUAUUAAAUCUACCAAGCAGAAGACGGACCACGUAGCCCGACUCACCUGGGGAGGCUGCUGACAAAUACACUGUAAGAGUUAGGGGGAGGAGACCUGCAGAUGCUUUCUCCAACUGUAGCACUUGACAAGGGUAUAUAUUUUGGAAUAUAUUUGGAUUCAAUAAAGGACAUUCAUUGAUGUUUUUCCACUGCA